UGGGGUCAAAUCAACGCUGUUGUGAAACUCCUGAGGGUAUAAAAAGCAGGAGAGUAGCUUUGUAUUCAUAUGCCUGUACUCUUGAAUGAUCACAGCAACUGCAGAGCAAAGCGGCUAUUCAAACAGCAGUAUGACAAACUUAUUUAUCCUGGUGCUGCUCGCUCCGUUUGGGGUGCUGCUGGCUUCUGAACAAAACGAGGUACAGAAACCAGGCGACGAGUCUCCUUGGUUUUGUCAUAAUCUGGACUGCCCAAAAUAUACUUUGGUGAAGAAGUAUGAGACAUUUGAAGUGCGCAGCUAUGAGGCCAGCCGCUGGAUGACCACAGAGGUGGAAGGGAGGUACAUGAAUGCCGUCUCUAAAGGCUUCAUGCGUCUGUUCAGAUACAUUCAAGGAGACAAUGAAGCAGGGCAAAACAUUCCAAUGACGGCACCUGUUGCUGUUGCUGUAUAUCCCACAGCCGACAGCACAGGCAUGGGAAAGAGUCACUCUGUCUCCUUCUUCAUACCCCCAGCGAUUGACCCACCUAAACCAAAGGAUGCUAGAAUUCAUACAUUAAAUGUUCCAGCAGGCACUGUGUAUGUCAGGUCUUUUGGGGGGUUUGCAAUGGGGACGACCGAUGUUGAUCAAGCCAAAGUGCUGGCUGAUGACUUAAAAACCGAGGGCUUGUCCUUUGAUGAAACAAGCUUUGUGGCAGCUGGAUAUGACCCUCCCUUCAGACCCAUCAAUCGACACAAUGAAGUCUGGUACCAUGAAGCCUAGAAGAGUGCCACCCAUCCCUGUGAUAAAGCAAGAGAAUGCAGAAUGUAGAAUGUGACCUUCUGAAAACAAUGGGUCAUCUAGACCUGUUCAUAAUAAUAAAGGACUUCAAGCUAAAUUAUUUUUAGUAUGCCCGUUUUUAAAGCUGUCUUUAACCACUCCUCCAGUUCACACUAACAUAACAGAUUGUUUCUAUCUGUGCUUGGGGAAUCAAGCAUUUGUUUCCCUGAAAUGAUAAUAGAUAUGAUACAUAUUUUAAUAAGCAAGACUGUAAUCCCACAGUUGCAGUGGUAUCCCAAAUUGCAUCUAUUUACUACAAAGGCUGAACAAUUGGAAUAUUUCAUUGUAUAACCACUGCACUUGUUAGACCACCUGCUCAGAAGAGGUGAUGAUUAUCUAUUCUGGGAAACAAGAUAUUCAAUAAGCAAGAGGGGAACAAGACUUUUUAGAUGAGCCAAGGUAGGUCUUUGAAGAAUAUUGUUCAAACAAAUUAAAGAACUUCUAGCUUAGUUGGAAUUUCAAUGCAAAAACAGGAAAUUAGUGGAUGUAAAGCUGUGGAUGCCAUUUCUGACAAACUGCUGUAGCAUUUAGUCCUGGUAUAAAGGCUUGCUCGAGAUUCAUGCAUUGCUUUUUGAGUUUGUUGUAAAAUAGCCUGUAGAAGAUAAACAGUAUGUCUUCCUAUGUAAAGCAAAUGUGCCUUGUAGUGGGUGACAAUGACUGUUGAAUAAAAAAUCUAAGGAGAGAACA
Messenger RNA from Acipenser ruthenus (sterlet), 1504 nucleotides. Its product is annotated as heme-binding protein 2. Gene Ontology annotation, cellular component: cytoplasm. Lineage: Eukaryota; Metazoa; Chordata; Actinopteri; Acipenseriformes; Acipenseridae. The transcript is spliced from 4 exons. The record is from RefSeq and is a predicted model, not a curated record. The coding region runs from base 86 to 760 and encodes 224 amino acids.